Messenger RNA from Acanthosepion pharaonis, 705 nucleotides. The record is from the annotation of a GenBank genome assembly. Lineage: Eukaryota; Metazoa; Mollusca; Cephalopoda; Sepiida; Sepiidae.
AUGUGCUACUUUGAUUCAUGUCUUCAAAACCAUUCUCUCUCACCUUCUCUUUUUCUAUCUAUCUAUCUAUCUAUCUAUCUAUCUAUCUAUCUAAGACUCUUGUAUUCUCAUUGUUCAUAUCCCCAGAAUCUUCAUAGCUUUGCUUAUCUAUUGCUCUAUCUAUCUAUCUAUCUAUCUAUUCAUCUAUCUAAGACUCUUCUUUGUUUAUCUAUCUAUCUAUCUAUCUAUCUAUCUAUCUAUCUAUUCAUCUAUCUAUCUAAGACUCUUUUGUAUUCUCAUUGUUCAUAUCCCCAGAAUCUUCAUAGCUUUGCUUAUCUAUCAUCUAUCUAUCUAUCUAUCUAUCUAUCUAUCUAUCUAUCUAUCUAUACAUAUAUAUAUAUAUAUAUUUUCUAUUUCUCUCUCUCUCUCUCUCUCUCUAUAUAUAUAUAUAUAUAUAUAUAUAUGGCAAAAAAUAUGUUUUUAAUUCGUUGUCUUUAUCUUCUUUUUUUCCUUCGGGUUUAUCAUCCAUCCAUCUUUUUUCUUUCUUUCUUUCUUUCUUUCUUUCUUUCUUUCUUUCUUUCUUCUAAGGAUUAUACCAACAUCACUUUGAAGAAUGAAAAUAAAGGUACCCAAAAAGAAACAAUAUUUUCCGUUUACUCGAAUCUAUUUUCCAAACCUCAUAUAUGUUAUCUAUCUAUCUAUCUAUCUAUCUAUCUAUCUAUCUAA